UCCAGCACAGCGCAGUAAAGCAGCUGCAGGUCUCUCAGUGGAAGUCAUUCACAGAAAAGGGAUACAGCACAGGAGAUACGGAAAGCGGAGAUUGCGCUUUACGCGUUGCGUUUUAUAUACGAUACACUUUUCUUCACUGCAUCAGGACAUCCGAAGGUGACAGAAGGAUCGUUGUGUGUCUGCAGUAGCUCUGCAGUCUCAGGAAUGGCCUGCUCGUGAUGCCUGUGUGCAUUCCAGAGGCCCACCUUGGCAGCUAGAGGAGAGGUCGGCCUCCGUCACCAUGACAGUGUUGCCACGGGACGUGGCUUCCCUGGCUGUGCCCGGCCUUAUCCUCUGUUUCAUCACGCUUCCAUUUCCAGCUAUACUAUCCCAGAGGCCUCCUGUCCCCACAGAGCCCACCCCCAGCCCCGCCCCCCACACAAGACCGGAGUGUACACGUCUAGAGCACCCCGUCAUCUCUAUUCAAGCAUUUAAUCCAUUGAUCUCCACUUUCUCCCACCCUGGUGUAAGGGACUACUCCCAGCUCACACUGGAUCUCACGAGAAAUGAACUUAUAGUGGGAGCAAGAAACUACCUCUUCAGAUUGAGUCUAAGCAACAUUUCAUUAAUUCAGGCAACCGAAUGGGGCCCAGACGAAGACACCAGGAGGUCCUGUCAAAGCAAAGGCAAGACAGAGGUGGAGUGUCAAAACUACAUCCGAGUUUUGCUUGUCAACAAGACAGAGGUGAUCACCUGCGGCACCAAUGCCUUUCAGCCUCUGUGCAUCACCAGAGAGGCAGGGAACAUGAGCAGGGUGUUGGAGAGGGUCAACGGAGUGGCGCGCUGUCCCUAUGACCCACGUCAUAACUCCACCGCUGUGGUAACCGAAAGCGGAGAGCUGUAUGCCGCGACAGUCAUCGAUUUCUCGGGGCGGGACCCUGUCAUCUAUCGCAGCCUUGGAGGAAUGCCACCUCUUCGGACCGCCCAGUACAACUCCAAAUGGCUUAAUGAACCUCACUUCAUCUCGGCAUACGACGUGGGUCUUUUCACCUUCUUCUUCUUGAGAGAGAAUGCUGUGGAGCAUGACUGCGGCAAGACGGUGUACUCGCGGGUGGCCCGGGUUUGCAAGAACGACAUAGGAGGCCGCUUCCUGCUGGAGGACACGUGGACCACCUUCACAAAAGCUCGACUUAACUGCUCGCGGUCGGGAGAGAUCCCUUUCUACUACAAUGAGCUACAGAGCACCUUCUACCUGCCCGAACAGGACCUCAUCUAUGGCAUAUUUACCACCAACGUGAACAGCAUUGCUGCCUCCGCAGUUUGCGCGUACAACCUCAGUGCAAUCACGCAGGCUUUCAACGGUCCCUUCCGUUCCCAAGAGAACCCUCGCUCCACCUGGCUGCCCACCCCAAACCCCAUCCCAAACUUCCAGUGUGGGACCGUUGAUGAGGAAGGGCCAAAUGAGGGACUGACUGAACGCAGUCUGCAGGACGCCCAGCGGCUCUUCCUCAUGAACGACGUGGUUCAGCCGGUUUCUGUAGACCCGCUGGUCUGGCAGGAUGAUGUGCGGUUCUUCAAGUUGGUUGUUGACAUCGUACAAGGCCAGGACACUUUGCAUCAUGUUAUGUACAUAGGCACAGAGUAUGGAACUAUUCUUAAAGCUUUGGCAACCACAAAUAAGAGCCUGCAAGGUUGUUACUUGGAGGAGAUGCAACUCUUCCCUCCUGGUGUUCGGGAGCCAAUUUUGAGCCUUCAAAUUCUCCAUGGCGACAGGACUCUUUUUGUGGGCCUGAAUGACAGAGUACUAAAGAUCCCACUGGCAAGAUGUUCCAGCUACAAAACAGAACUGAUGUGUUUGGAAGCCAGAGACCCGUACUGUGGCUGGGACCGCAAGCAACGGCGUUGCACCACUAUAGAAGACAGCUCCAACAUGAGCCAGUGGUUCCAGAACAUCACCGCAUGCCCGAUGAGGAACCAGACCACAGAUGGUGAGUUUGGGCCCUGGGCUCCGUGGCAACCGUGUAGCCACGAUGACGGCGACGGCACCAGUACGUGUCUUUGCAGAUCGCGGGCAUGCGACAGCCCGCCUCCUCGCUGUGGGGGGAAAAACUGCGAGGGUCCUACUAUUGAGGUUUCCAACUGUUCAAGAAAUGGUGGAUGGACACCCUGGUCAUCAUGGGGCCAGUGCAGCACAAGCUGUGAAAUCGGGUUUGAAGUUCGCCAGCGAUCCUGUAACAAUCCAUCACCCAGACAUGGUGGCCGUGUGUGUGUGGGACAGAGCAGAGAACAGAGAUUCUGCAAUGAGAAGGUGUCGUGUCCUCAGCCUAUCUUUUGGUCAUCGUGGCUGCCGUGGUCUAAGUGUAGUGCUGAAUGUGGAGGAGGAGUUCACUCUCGCUCCAGGAACUGUGAGAAUGGAAAUAGCUGCCCAGGUUGUGCUCUGGAGUACCAAGCAUGUAACCUGGAAUCUUGCCCGGAGGUGCGACGUAAUACCCCGUGGACACCCUGGGUGCCUGUAAAUAUAACUCAAGGAGGGGCGAGACAGGAGCAGAGAGUACGGUACAUCUGCAGAGCACAACUGGCUGAUCCUCAUGAGCUGCAGCUGGGCAAACGAAAGGUGGAGACGCGCUACUGUCCAAAUGAUGGGACGGUAACCUGCGAAACAGACACUUUGGUGGAGGAGCUCAUCAGGUCGCCUGGUGUGCGACUGACAGGAUCUGCCUGGUCGUCGUGGGAGAGUUGGUCAGCAUGCACUCAGGAGUGUGCCAAAGGCUACCGCACCCGAAAACGCUCCUGCACCACCGCAGAGGGCAAAAGCGUUCCCACCGCCUGCCGGGGCUCUCCGGUGGAAUAUCAGGACUGCAAUUCACAGCCCUGUCCAGUUAACGGCGCCUGGUCAUGCUGGUCGUCAUGGUCGCAGUGUUCAGUGCCCUGUGGAGGCGGGCAUUACCAACGAACCCGCACGUGCACGAGCCCCGCCCCUGCCAAUGGAGGGGACAUCUGCAUCGGUCUGCAUACAGAGGAGGCCCUUUGCAACACGAACACCUGUGAUGGUGGGUGGAUGGCCUGGUCGGUGUGGUCCGAAUGCAAUGAGUCGGGACAGCAGCAGCGCAGUCGAGUGUGUGGGACUCAAUCCACGACAUGCUUGGGUAACAGCACCCAGCACAGAGACUGCAAUGAGAUCCCAGCAAUUCUCCCAGCAUCAAGCUAUGAUAAGGACCAGCGGUGUGUGGGGUUUACUCUCCUUCACCUGAUAGCUACCGGCGUGUCAUGCUUCCUGGGCGCGGGUCUGCUGUCCUUCCUUGUGUACGUGUACUGUCAGCGUUUUCACAAGCCAUCGCAGGAGUCUGCGGUCAUCCACCCCACGACUCCCAACCACCUGAACUACAAGGGCAACACCACACCAAAGAAUGAGAAAUACACACCUAUGGAGUUCAAGACCCUAAACAAGAACAAUUUGCUGCCAGACGAAAGGACCAACUACUUCCCUUCACCGGUUCAGCAGACAAACGUGUACACUACCACAUACUACCCCACAGCACUGGGCAAAUACGAUUACCGCCCAGACUCCUCCCCUUCUCCGUGCAGGACCUAUAACCACAGCUGAGACACGUGUCCAAUCACAGCUUUAUCCCAAUGGUGACAAAACCCACACGUCUCCCGAUCCCAACCUUUUCCCCACACACCCACUCCGCACACCUGAUGAGAAAACGACAGGUGCUUUACAUUCCAAAUGAUGUUUUCCCAACGCCCCGAGGACAGGACCAGGUCACCUAACUCAUGCCUUACGGUGUCUGACGGGAGACGGACCAGGCACUAAACACAUGAACACAAGAUUGUGUAGCUCCGCUGACUAUGAUGAACGGAUGUCUUGAUUGAUCUUUGCAGAACGCCAGUUACCGGAAGAUGGGCGAGCGAAAUCGUGCUGGCUUCAAUAAUGUUCAUUACAGGAAUGUGGUCUGGCACACUGUGGCAGCCUUUUCUUAAAAGUACAAAGGGAAGAUACAGGGAGACCACAGAACGGAGAGAAAUCGAUGCAGACGGUAUUGAGUGACUGCAGGAUUGAGUCACCUUUGGAUGCACGUGUAAGGGACUUUUAACUUUGGAGGGACGCAUCUCUACAACCCUCUGAGAUGCACGUGUAUGAGUUUGCAGAAUCAAAACGCCUGGGUGGAUAUUCUUUGGAUAUGAGUUUGCAUCCCGGAGAGGUGGGGAUGCUUUUAGCUAGCGUGAACGGACUGUCAGAUCAGCCAUUCGAAUUGAAAAUGCUUUUUUCUACCUGCGAAUGCAUGGAAAUGGAGAAAUAUUGCAUUGAUAUGGGAUAUGCCUAGAUCUAAAGCAAACACGUUCUGCUUUGUUACUGUAUGUCUUGGUGGUCAUAUUAAAUAUGACUGGGUUCAAAUGGAGGCGGACUCUAUUUUAUUAUGAAAACAUAGGAAAUACUGAUAGCUUGGCACUUGUUUUCUACAAAGGGGAAUUGUUCAGCAGUUGAGAAAAGCUGUAGGUUAGAUGCACGAUAGAGAUUAUUUAAGUUCAAAUGUUGACAGAGCUAUACUGAAUAUGAACAUUUUUCCUCAUUUCAUACAUUAGUUUCUACCAUUAUUUUUAAGAUGGUUUAUUCUUUACCAUCUAUCAGAGAUUUAAAGGAUUAGUCCAUCCAGAUAAUUUACUCACCACCAUGUCAUCCAAAAUGUUGAUAUCUUUGUUCAGUCUAGAAGAAAUUAUGUUUUUUGAGGGAAACAUUCCAGGAUUUUUCUCAUUUUAAUGGACUUUAAUGGACCCCAACACUUUCAGUUUCAAAAUUCCAGUUUCAAAGGACUCAAAACGAUCCCAAACGAGGCAUAAGGGUCUUAUCUAGCGAAACAAUUGUCAUUUUUGACAAGAAUAAUAAAAAAUAUGCACUUUUAAACCACAACUUCUCGUCUAUCUCCGGUCAUCACGUCAAGAGGUCAUGGAUGACGUAUGCGAAACUCCGCCCCAGUGUUUACAAGUGUUGAGAAAAGGACCGUUCCAACGUUGUUGUAUGUGGAAUGAUACCAAUUAAUGUCUUUGUGCCAGUUUAUUGUUUAAAAUGGUCCGCAAAUCAGGACCGGAGAUAGACGAGAAGUUGUGGUUUAAAAGUGCAUAUUUUUAAAUUUUCUUGUCAAAAAUGACAAUCGUUUCCCUAGAUAAGACCCUUAUGCCUCGUUUGGGAUUGUUUAGAAUCCUUUGAAACUGCAAUUUUAAACUGCAUUAAAACUGUUAAGUGUUGGGGUCCAUUAAAGUCCAUUAAAAUGAGAAAAAUCCUGUAAUGUUUUCCUCAAAAAACAUAAUUUCUUCUCGACUGAACAAAGAAAGACAUCAACAUUUUGGAUGACAUGGUGGUAAGUAAAUUAUCUGGAUUUUUUUAAGAAAAUUGACUAAUCCUUUAAGGAAAAUCAUGCCGCAUUAUCAAUUGUACAAUUACCCGAAGAAAUGUCAGAGAACAGAUUAUUGGAUCUCUGUUAUAUUACAUUAUACGUAUAAAUUUGAAAAUGAAUUUACGGCAUCACAACCACUUUCCAGAUGCAAAUAUUUCAUUAUCCGUUGUCAAUAAAAGUGUUGACUUUCCGGGAUGUAGUAUUUAUGGUAUGCUUGUUUUUUUUAAGGGCAUUGAAAAACUAAACUAUGUUUUUUUUAUCAUGCUUGUUUCAUGAAUGCUAAGCCAGUCGUGCUUUUAGCUAAGCAUGAGUACAUGGGUUGUAAAUAAAUAAAAUGAUGCCCCACUGCGAAAAAGUUAUGACACACAAACGUACAUGUAUAUUGUAAAGCUAACACUGUUUUUUAAAAGCCUUAGAGUUGUAAAAUAAUAUGUGCAGCGAUUGUGUAAAUAUACCAACCGUAGGGAUUGUGUGGGGAUGGAGCUUGAGAUGUUUCCAGCAUUUGACCCUAAUAGAGAGAACUGUCUUGUAGACCAACACUGAUAAAGUAGUUACCAUUAAGCCCUACAAAACUGAUAGUAGAGAAGUAAAUAAUUGAACAGUGCGUAAUUCAGAUUGAUUGUAAAAAUUAGUUACAGGUUAGAUGACACUUCUAAUAUGAAUUAAAGCACUGGAGGAUAAGUGCCUGUUCAGGUUACAGAAAUGAAACCUCCCCUUUUUUUAAUAUGUCUGGAUAGUAAAACAGUCCCUCUAUAGUAAAUCAUUGUUUGUUAUCUUAAAGAUACACUACUGGGCUUCAGGCUUUCUGAAAGAUUAACUUGCAGUCUUUACAUGGAGUUGCUACAGAGGAUUUUAAAAUCUGAGACCACUUUUGGUUUCCUUUUAAUUUAAUACAUUUCUAUUAAAAUUCAUAAUAUGAACAUAGCAAUUUGAGUGAAAGUAUGCCAACCUUUUGCUUUAAUAAGAGCAUGCACUCAAGUUGGCAUGGCUAAGGAAAAGCUCAUGAUCCAUGUUUUCCUGGCUCGAUUUGAGAACGUUCCAAAAAUCAUCUUAUUAUUAAUGGAAAUCUGUUCUUUUGUAAUGAGCUAAAUGGUCAGUGCCACAAAUUUGCUUAUAUCUGAUUAUAGUGACCUUUAAGCAAUGGUGCACUGCAGAUUGGGUUUAAACAUUAGGUGGUUAAGGUGUAAAUAUGACCCUGCUUGUAAAAUGUUUUUUUGUUUUCUUCAUAAUAUCAUCUUACAUAUUGUAAAAAAACAUUUUUCACAUUUUUAUCUUUAAUAUUGUCUGAGUAAGGUCAUAUCAAAGAUUGAAAUCAAUGUGAAAUUCAAAUCAAACUUUGAUGCUCAUUUAUCAUAUUAAUAAAUUAUGAGACUUUCGCUUGAAUUUCACGCAAGGUUACAAAUGUUUGCAUUAAUCGUUGUAUAAAUAUUGGGAGGUUGUAAUUGCUACACGCUCAGAAAAAAGGUACAAGAAUGUACAAAAGUUGUCACUGGGGUGGUAUUUUUUUUAAAGUUCACUUUUGUACAUACACUGUAAGUAAUGGUUUUGUGGCUUCAUAAAUUUAACUACAUAAAAUGAGUAAAUUCUGUUAAAAAAAAUCAUUUUUUAACCAAAUUUUAGUAAAAAUAACACAAAACGGUGAGUUACUUUAAAUGAACACAUUAUUUAGUAAAUUCAACUAAAUUUUAUCAUGUAAAAUUUUUAAAAAGAAAAUUAAAUUAAUACUUUUGGUUGAAACUACUUCAAUUAGUUUAGUACAUAUAAUUAACUAGGCAGUGAACUAAAAAUAAUAGGCUGCAUUUACUUACAAAAGUGGAUGCAAAAAUGAUGCACUAUAUUUUUAAGUAAAUUUUACAUUAAAUUGUAAGCAAUUGCUUAAAAUUUCAUGGAAAACUUAAUAAAAAAUUGCAAUUGCUUAAAAGGACAAUAAGUAGAAUUUUCCUCCAUCUAGUGGUGAAAUUGUAUUUUGCAUUCAAAUGAAUAUUGCUCUCUAGCGCCUCGCUUUUCCAAAUGUGUGUUGCUCAUUUAUAAACUCACUGAUCUCCUUGACGUUUCAACUGGUUUACGUGUUCUGAACGAAAACGCGUUGCGGUAGGCUAGUGCGUUUUGUCCCUCUCUGCUAUUAUAGUUUUUCAAUAUGGGGAAACGACAUGGAAGCUUUCUAGGACUUACCCGUUCAAUGUAAAUAAAGAGAAGAAAUUCUAAGCUUGCAAAGAAAAGUCAGAUCAUCGGCAGAGGUCAUUUGACACCAAUGAGGACAUAUUUAUGAAUAAAGACAUUGAUUUUGACCAAUAAAAUACUUUUAAAAAAACUACACAUUGUUUCUUUAAAAUUCCAUGUAAAACUUACUUUAAAAAAGUGGAUGCAAAAAUGAUGCACUGUAUUUAAUUUUUUUAGUGAAUCCAGCGUAUUGUUAUUUUUUUCAGUGUAAAAGGUGGAUAUUGGUACCUCAAAGAUACACAUUGGUAUCUUAGAGGUACAUACUGGUAUCUAAAUUAUACAUAUAGGAACCUUUUUAAAAGGUACCGUCCGAGUGACAACUUUUGUACGUUUUUUUUCCCUAAAAGUGAAGUUUUGUUUAUUAGGGGGUUGCCGCACUCCCAAAUCCUCUCUGAAACUACACCCCUGCCUAUGAGUAGUGCAGUAGCAUUAACAUUUCUUGUUUGCCAUGUUAAAUGUUUAUUUCCAGUUUAAACUUACCAAUGUGGUCUCAGAUUUUGAACCCCUCUGGACAUAUAAAAGUAAAUCAAUGAGCUCAUAUUCAGUUAAAGUUAAAUAAAAUCCCCACCUUCACUCCCAUGUGCCUGCCCAGAAAACUCUUCAAAUGUGGCUGAUUUGUGCAAGUUGAGUUUUGAAAGGAUGAUCUCUGCUAUUAAAUAAAAACGGGCGUAUAAAGGCAAAUGAGGCGCUCCAUCCCUGCGAGGCUUGGUGCCCUUCUAUGCAACUGACCUGGUGGUUAGAUGUAGACUGUAAUCACUGCCUUUUAGACACUGUGAAUUUUUGGUACUCUAUAUUUUUGUAUAUUGUACAUUGUAAAAGAUAAUAAAACUUGAUGCCAACCCA
Messenger RNA from Misgurnus anguillicaudatus (oriental weatherfish), 8438 nucleotides. It is a transcript of the gene sema5ba, whose product is annotated as sema domain, seven thrombospondin repeats (type 1 and type 1-like), transmembrane domain (TM) and short cytoplasmic domain, (semaphorin) 5Ba. Gene Ontology annotation, biological process: axon guidance; neural crest cell migration; positive regulation of cell migration. The record is from RefSeq and is a predicted model, not a curated record. Gene Ontology annotation, cellular component: plasma membrane. NCBI's taxonomy places the organism in Eukaryota, Metazoa, Chordata, Actinopteri, Cypriniformes, Cobitidae. Gene Ontology annotation, molecular function: chemorepellent activity; semaphorin receptor binding.